Messenger RNA from Manduca sexta (tobacco hornworm), 4168 nucleotides. RefSeq names its product homeotic protein distal-less (gene Dll). The coding region runs from base 720 to 1889 and encodes 389 amino acids. The transcript is spliced from 9 exons. Gene Ontology annotation, molecular function: RNA polymerase II cis-regulatory region sequence-specific DNA binding; DNA-binding transcription factor activity, RNA polymerase II-specific. NCBI's taxonomy places the organism in Eukaryota, Metazoa, Arthropoda, Insecta, Lepidoptera, Sphingidae. The record is from RefSeq and is a predicted model, not a curated record. Gene Ontology annotation, biological process: regulation of transcription by RNA polymerase II.
GUGUUUAAAUUCAACGGGAGUUGGUUGUGUCGGGUUUCCACUGUGGGGUACGCUAUUAAAAUAUCCACAAACAUUAACUUUAAUUGGACAGAAAUUUUGUGUUUGUGUGCGUCGGUGUGUAAUUUUUUUUUUAUCACGAAGCAAGGUUUUUUCGUCUUGACGCUCGUUCCUUUCGCGAGUGUAUUGGAUGUUCGGGAAAAUCGGCGCGCGUUAAAAUGACAUUCGUAACGUGAUUAGAAAAUCGAUUUAACAAAACAAUCGAUAUCGGCACAUGACACCACGUGCUCUGAACGUAAUCGUUAUGAUUGCAUCGUUAAUUGCCAGUUGAUAUUUCUGUCCUGUUCUUUCUAAUUGCUUUAAUUUCGCCCCGCCUGAGUUGUGUCAAAAAUCUAAGUGCAUCGGAAAAGACAAAGUUCCUAAAUCUAAAAGUACACUACGCGACUGUGAAAAGACCAGUGUAUCGUAUAAACUUUCAAUCAAAGUGUGACGUUAUAAUUUUGUGGUGUUAUAUUUAUUGUGAAGUGAUGCUUUGUAUGUCCGCUUGACUUUCAGCAGUAACCGCUACACCAGCGGCCGAAAUUUCAACAGAGCGUACAAAAACCCUCAAAAUUACCCGAAUUCAAUCCCCAAACAACAAACCCGGCACGCUGAGUUUCACAGAUCCGUUCGGGCCUCCCCAGUCCGCAGAUGGGGGGGGCCCGUCUACUCCCCAACCGGCAAUGACCUCCCAGGACGCGCUCGACCACCAGCACCACCACCUCACCGGGUCCCAGACCCCCCAUGACAUAUCGUCAGCUAAUUCCACCCCCACUAAUGUGUCGUCGAAGUCAGCCUUCAUUGAGCUUCAGCAGCAUGGGUACGGACCCUUUAAGGGCGGGUACCAGCACCCCCACCAUUUUGGCAGUCCUGGUGGUCAGCAGAAUCCUCAUGAGGCGUCAGGGUUCCCAAGUCCUAGGUCGUUAGGGUAUCCUUUCCCUCCCAUGCAUCAGAACACGUAUGGGUACCACUUAGGAUCGUACGCUCCUCAGUGCGCGAGUCCACCAAAAGAUGAAAAAUGCGGUCUCUCCGACGACCCUGGGCUCCGCGUGAACGGCAAAGGGAAGAAGAUGCGCAAACCCCGCACGAUAUACUCCAGUCUGCAGCUGCAACAGCUCAACCGGAGGUUUCAGAGGACGCAGUACCUCGCGCUGCCGGAGCGGGCCGAGCUGGCGGCGAGUUUGGGGCUGACUCAAACUCAGGUGAAGAUAUGGUUCCAAAACCGCAGAAGCAAAUACAAAAAGAUGAUGAAGGCGGCACAAGUCGGGGCACCACCGCCGAGCCUCGGCCUGCCGCCCGGCAGCCCGCCCAGCAGUAACCAGCUACUACACGGAGGCGGCGGCAGCUCCAGCGGGUCGCAGCAUUCACCCUCGGCGUACCAGAGCGGCGGUCCCGCGCAGGCGCAUUCGCCCACGCCGAGCUCCACGCCCGUCUCCGAGCUCUCUCCCGGGCUGUCUCCCACGGGCACACCCUGGGACGUCAAACAACCGCCGCAACAGGCCUGGGAUGUAAAGGUCGGAUAUCCGACGGCAGGCCGUUCGCCGGACGGAAGCUCGUGUGACGUCAAGCCUCCGCAUCAGCAGUCUUGGGACCCGAGGGUCGGAUACGAGGGUUAUUUCGCUCAGACGGAGGACCUAGAGGGAUCACCCAAUGCGGAGGGGGCGCGGGGGCGGCCUAUGCCUUGGAUGCUCAAGGGCGCGCCACCCGGCCCUUGGGACAUGAAGGGCGCGCACGCCGCGCAUGCGCUGCACCACCCGGGCGCGCCGCAGCCGCACCCGCCUUACAUGCAGCAGUACUCCUGGUACCAGACCGACGCCAACCCUGGACUCUUGACGGUGUGGCCGGCGGUGUAACAGCCAUCAAACUAAUAUACUAAUUUCUAAGUGUAAAUUCACUAUAAAAUGGCGGACACAAGAUGGCGCACAAGAUGGCGUCCCCAAGAGUGAUGUGACGGCACAACCAACUUUAAUCGUAAGAAGAAAUAUUUAAUAGAUAUUAAAAUGAAAUCAUUGUACAUUUUUAUAAUUAAUUAUAAAUAGAAAUUGUAAUUGUUCAUAAAUUUAAUUGUAAAUUUACGUGUUAUAUGAGACAGAUGGGACAAUUUUUUGGGACGUCAAAUAUUGCUUGUAUUACUGAAAUUAAAAAAUAAAUAGAUAUUCCCAAAGAUCUAAAAAAUCUCAAACUAAAUUCUGAAUAUAAUUUGAGAUAAAAAAAAUUAGCUAACCAUCUUGUAUAAAAUGAAAAUUUAAUAAAAAUUCAAUGGCAAGCAGUCUUAUGAAUCAUCUUAUAUAAAUAUCAAACGAUUAUAGUACUAACUGAUUGGCUGCACAAAUUGAAUAAUUGACUUAAACAGCUAAAUAAGCGUGUAAAAACAAUUGUUUUUUUUUUAUAUUUAAUUAAUCAGCAUAUUAUCGCAACAAUGGUGACCUUAGUGUCCAGCACGCCUUUCGUUACUCUAUAUUUUAUAUCGCCCAUUUACUGAGCUACAAUCUGGAUUUAAAGGAUACCUAUUGAUAAUGUUUGGAUCUAAUAUCAAUAUUGGAAUAAAUAUGGCGAAAAUCCUUUUCAAACUUUGAAUGUCAAAAUGACAUUUGAUAUUAUGGUGACCGCAGCUUUAGAAGGAUAUUUAACGUCGAAAAUGUUGCCCCAUCCAAUGCGUAAACCAAAACGCAAAAUGUUGGAGGAAAGAAUUGUUUGGUCUUAUGAUGGAUUAUAAAACGAUUUAGCGAAUUAACAGUCACAAACUAUUAUUGUAUUGUGUACUUCUGAACAGCCAAAAUUCAUUUAGUAUAUAAUAAUUAUUUUUUUCUUCUCAGCUUAUAAAUAAUCAUCAAUGUAUGUUUUUUUUUCGUAGAAAGGUCAACAAAAUCAACUUAACUUAUUUUAGUUUGACGCCGACAUAAUGUGAUAUUUGCUGUUAUUUUGCUAAAACAUUUUCAAAGGUCAGUUUAAAAAAGGAAUAUUACACUUUUAAAAAAAUAACAACAUACAUUACUCGGAAUAAGGCUAGGACGAAGUUUUUUCAAUUUAAUGUUUAUACGACUUUGUUGUUCGCUAUUUCGUUUUAAAUCUGUGAGACUUAGAAAAUGGCGCGCGCUGAGUUUUCAAAAUUAUUUAAAAAAAAUAUGCACUACGCUUAGAGGACUUUGAACCAUUCGAGAUUAAAUCCUCGCUUGUUCAUAUUAAAACAUAUUUUUAAACCAUAAACGUGUCUUUUUAAAAAUUCAGCGCACGAUGAUAAGAAAAGUUAAACAGUGUCCUAUUUGUAUGCAAUUUUCGUUUUCAUAAUUGUUUGUAUUUCACAAUGUUUUUUUUUUUUUUGUGAUUUUUGGCCCUGAAUAUAAAGUGUUCACUUGCAACUAUGUUCACGAUACAUUUAUGAUACGGCAAUUAAAAUUUGUAUAAAAGAAUAGUAUACUUGCAUUAUCUCGUAAAAUUUUUCGCGAGAUAUUUUUUCCUAUUUCAAUUUUUUUGUGUAUAAAUGAAAAAUAGCAUGUUUAAUUGGUAAGUAAUUUAAUUUUGAAAAUUAAUACAUAAAGUAAGCUUUAAUAUUUUUUUAUUUAUUUAGUAAAGGAAACUUCUUUCGGAAAAUCAUAACGGGAACACAAACCAGUCUUGUGAUAAAUAAUUAUAAGUUUUUAGAACAUUGUUUAGUGAAAAAUCGUAUUUAUUACAUUUUGUGCAAAAAUGUGUUCUGAAUGCAAAAAACAUUUAAGAUAUUUUAUCUAUAAUUUUUAUGGCAAUUCUUUAUUUUCUCUAGUACUGUGGUCUGUUCAUUUAUAUUUGAUUUAAAAAAUGUUUCAAACGAAAUCAAUGUCCUCAAUUUAAAUAAUGAACGCAUUGUCACAAUAAAUAAAGUUCAUUAUACAUUUUCACAUUUUUUUCGUUUUGAUUGUUACUUUCUUCAAAUAAUGUGAAUAGACGACAGUAACAAAUGUUAUAUUCUAAAAUGGGUCUUUACGGGAUGAUAUACAGUUUGUAAAUAUUUUUUUGUAAUAUAUAGAGAAAGUAUACAUAUGGAUAUAGAUAGAUAGUGUAAUUACUUUUUAACUACAUUGUAACAUAAGGAAAGUGGAAAUAAGAAAAAAAAUGAAUUAAUUUCUUUUGUCAAAUAAAAAGAGAAAAAUAUUUA